This is a messenger RNA of Theobroma umbraticum, 838 nucleotides long. RefSeq names its product SEC12P-like 2 protein (gene STL2P). The record is from RefSeq and is a predicted model, not a curated record. Gene Ontology annotation, biological process: endoplasmic reticulum to Golgi vesicle-mediated transport. Gene Ontology annotation, molecular function: protein binding; guanyl-nucleotide exchange factor activity. Gene Ontology annotation, cellular component: endoplasmic reticulum membrane. Lineage: Eukaryota; Viridiplantae; Streptophyta; Magnoliopsida; Malvales; Malvaceae.
GCGAGCAGCACAUGCGCAGGGCAUAAGCCUGACUCGCUGCCUCCUUUAGCUCAGUCACCAGACCAGAAGCACAAAUUUCAGAAUCAUGACAAAUAGCAACAGCCCAGACACGUCCUCCGAUCUCCGGAAAUACGGCGUUCCGUUUUACGGAGCCGGCUGGGUUCCUUACGACCACAUCAGAUCCAAGCUCGCGUCGCAAGAAAAAAAUGAAGAAAAUGAAGACAAAGAACCAACUCAAUCCAAAGACGAUGAGAUUAGUACCUCCCAAAACUACGUCGUUUUUGCUGGCGGUGGUGGUGAAGGCCGUAGCGGCAUCCCCAAUGCAAUCGUCGUCUCGCAUGUCGAUUUCGCCUCUAAUUCUCUCUCUGAACAGCCUGUGUUUAAGCUGGGAACUGAUUCUGAUUUGCCUUACCGAAUGACUGUUCAUCCGCGUGGAGAUGGCAUUAUCUGUUCAUUGCAACAGAGUUGCAGGUUGUUUGAGUGGGAAGAAACCCAGGAUAAUGAAGUACAAAACCUGGGUGUCAAGGUGUCAGAGAAAGUUCUGACCCAGUUAGAAGAUGUUGGACAACAAUUAGCACUGAGAUUUAACAGUGAGGGUUCCGCACUGGCUGUUGGUGGCGAGGAUGGCAGUUUAAGGGUUUUCAAGUGGCCUAGCAUGGAAAUAAUUCUGAAUGAAGCCCAAGCUCAUUCUUCUGUUAAGGACUUGGAUUUUAGCUGUGAUGGAAAAUUUCUUGUCUCAUUGGGAAGUGGCCUUUGUAGGAUUUGGGAUGUAGAGUCAUCAAAAGUUGUUGCUUCUCUGGCAAAGGGAAAUGUGAGUGAGUGAAUCAAAAUUUUUAAU